CCCUAUCUUCUUUUUUUCUUCUUUUUUCUUCCUUCGCUUCCCCCUUAGCGAAAGAAGCAUUCAAUUGGGCCUAUUUCGGCUGUUUUCUUGCCAACGACGAGGCAGAUUGACUUCCUAGAUUACCUUUUGUAGUGGAAUAUGCCCUUGUAGUGGACAUACCCAGGAGUCGAGGACUGACCAUCUAACCAUGCCUGCACGGAUUGACUCGCGAUAGAUGACGACACCAUGAUUGCGAAUGAACCUAAAUCAUUGGGCUGCAUAUAUAAGUCGUUCGGGCUCUGGAAGAAGAAUCAUGCUAUUAAGGAAAUGAAACAACAUGGCACCUUUCAGCCUCCUCGUGUUCCUCAAAGUCAGACAAAGCCGGGUCUCGAGACAAACAUGCAACCAGCUAGUGAGUCGACAAAGCUUGAGGAUGCUGAUGGCUUCUUUGAAUAUGUCGGGAGUGGUAAAUUGAAAGACAAGAGUGUGCUAAUCACUGGCGGAGACUCCGGAAUUGGUCGAGCUGUAGCAGUUCUUAUGGCCAGAGAAGGUGCCGAUGUGACAAUUGCACAUCUGCCCGAGGAGCAAGAAGACGCCGAAGACACCAAGAAAAUGGUGGAAGCUGAAAAGAGGUCUUGCUUUUUGUUUGCGGGGGAUCUGACAGAUCAUGAGAAUUGCCGUCGGGUAGUUGACGAGCAUUAUCGAAGUUACGGGAGUCUCAACAUCCUCGUGAACAACGCAUCUAAACAGUACAUGUGCAAGACUUUAACUGAUAUUGAUCUAAAUACCGUUGAGAGCGUUUUUCGAAGCAAUAUCCUGCAGAUGUUUGCAGUUACCAAGUAUGCACUUACGUACAUGAAGCAGGGAGACACCAUCAUAAACACAACAUCUGUCGUCACUUUCCGUGGUUCUGCUAGUAUGGUAGAUUAUGCAGCCACCAAAGGAGCCAUUGUAGGGUUUACACGCUCCCUGGCAACUCAAUUGAUCCCUAAAGGCAUUAGGGUCAAUGCGGUUGCACCUGGCGCCAUAUAUACCCCAAUUCAACCCGAUACACGGCCGGCAAAGCAAAUGGAAGGUUGGCAUUCGAAGAGCCCACUCGGACGUCCGGGUCAGCCCAGUGAGGUAGCCCCUACCUUUGUGUUUCUGGCUAGUCCUGAAGCUUCGCUAUACUGUGAGUUAUCUGCCAUUUCGUGCUAUGUAUUCAGCUGACACUCGAUCACAGAUGGUCAGAUCUUGCAUUGUUAUCCUCUUGGCGACUGAGUGUGGUUUGAUUCCCCCUACUCUUCGUGACGCUGCCGGCAUAUCUUUCGCAAAAUCGCCGUAGGAU
This is a messenger RNA of Talaromyces stipitatus ATCC 10500, 1306 nucleotides long. RefSeq names its product oxidoreductase, short-chain dehydrogenase/reductase family. Bases 226 to 1188 code for a protein of 320 amino acids. Lineage: Eukaryota; Fungi; Ascomycota; Eurotiomycetes; Eurotiales; Trichocomaceae. The record is from RefSeq and is a predicted model, not a curated record. Gene Ontology annotation, molecular function: oxidoreductase activity. The transcript is spliced from 8 exons.